Messenger RNA from Hyla sarda, 1482 nucleotides. RefSeq names its product alanine--glyoxylate aminotransferase (gene AGXT). Gene Ontology annotation, cellular component: peroxisome. The transcript has 11 exons. The record is from RefSeq and is a predicted model, not a curated record. Lineage: Eukaryota; Metazoa; Chordata; Amphibia; Anura; Hylidae. The coding region runs from base 77 to 1321 and encodes 414 amino acids. Gene Ontology annotation, molecular function: L-serine:pyruvate transaminase activity; L-alanine:glyoxylate transaminase activity.
AACUGAAGGGACGCAGGCACUAGGUUAAGGUUCACUGUGCGUUAUCGUUCCAUUGUCCAGUCAAGGGUUAAUAAAGAUGCAAGGGUCAGUCAGAAGUAUAUCCUAUUCUUUGCUCCGUGCUGCCCGGUUGUCAGGAUCUGUCAGGAUGUCCACUCACACCAUUGUGCCUCCAUCUCCUGCCCUUCUACAGCCUCUAAAUGUCCCUCAACGCCUAAUGCUGGGCCCUGGCCCUUCUAAUGUUUCUCCACGGGUACAGGCUGCCGGGGCUCUACAGGUGAUUGGUCACAUGCACCCCGAAAUGUUCCAGAUAAUGGAUGACAUUAAACUUGGGAUACAGUAUGCUUUCCAGACAAAGAACACAUUGACCCUGGCUGUGAGUGGCUCCGGACACUGUGCUAUGGAGACUGCCAUUUUUAAUGUGGUGGAGAAAGGCGAUGUAGUUCUUAUAGCUUGCAAAGGCAUUUGGGGGGAGAGAGCUGCCGACAUUGCCCAUAGGAUAGGUGCUGAAGUACGUCUGUUGACAAAGCCACCUGGUGAAGGCUUCAGCUUAAAAGAAAUAGAAAAGGGUUUAGCUGAGCACAAGCCUUCUCUCUUCUUCAUCACUCAUGGAGAAUCGUCCAGUGGAGUGGUACAGCCAUUAGAUGGCAUUGGAGACCUGUGUCACCGAUAUAACUGCCUCCUCCUGGUAGACUCUGUGGCAUCUCUAGGAGGUGCUCCAAUCUACAUGGACAAACAAGGAAUUGACAUCCUAUAUUCUGGUUCUCAGAAAGUAUUAAAUGCUCCUCCAGGAACUGCUCCCAUCUCAUUCAAUGAAGCUGCAAGCAAGAAGAUUUUCAGCCGAAAGACAAAACCACCAUCUCUGUAUGUGGAUCUGACCUGGCUUUCAAACUACUGGGGCUGUGAUGGAAAAGCAAGAAUAUACCAUCAUACAGGACCAGUGAACAACUUCUACUGUCUGAGAGAGGGGCUGGCAAUUCUGGCUGAGCAGGGUCUAGAGCGCUCUUGGGAAAUUCACCGUGAGAAUGCUCUGAGAUUUCACAAAGGAUUAGAAGAGCUAGGACUCAAACUCUUUGUGAAGGAUCCAGCUUUACGGCUCCCCACUGUGACAACAAUCUGCGUGCCCGAGGGAUAUGACUGGAAAGAAAUCACCACGUAUAUAAUGAAGAAUCACAGCAUAGAGAUCACCGGGGGGCUGGGACCCUCUACGGGAAAGGUUCUUCGGGUUGGACUCAUGGGCUACAACUCAACUAAAACAAAUGUAGAUCGUGCUUUGAAUGCUCUGCGUGAUGCUCUGCAGCACUGUCCUAAAAACAAAAUGUAAAAGCUCUAUACUGUACAGCCGACAAUAAUAUUUACUGCAUCACUUGAGCAUCAAGAUUUUUCCCCUUUUUCAUAAUGCAACUAUGUCUAAUGGUGCCUUAUACAUAACAUAUCUGUGAUCGUUCCUAUCAAAUGUACUUUAAUAAACACCUUUACACUUGU